Molecule: messenger RNA, 4833 nt
Organism: Naumovozyma castellii
Lineage: Eukaryota; Fungi; Ascomycota; Saccharomycetes; Saccharomycetales; Saccharomycetaceae
Gene: GCN2
Product: serine/threonine-protein kinase GCN2
Exons: 1
Coding region: 1-4833 (1610 amino acids)
Source: RefSeq, a predicted model, not a curated record
AUGGUUAAAUGUCUUACUCUAAACGAAUAUUAUGAAAUUCAAACCAAUGAACUGGAGGCAAUCAGAUCCAUCUACAUGGAUGAUUUUGUCGAUUUUACCAAGAAAAAAUCUAGCUGGGAUAAACAACCUCAAAUCAUCUUUGAAAUUUCUCUGCGAUCUACAGAUAACAAUCCUGUGCAAUCAUCUUUAACUUUGCAUAUCGCCUUGACUCCAAUGUAUCCACAUACUGCUCCUGAGAUAACAUUUGUCAAUGUUGAAAAUGUUAUGGAUACUCAAUUGAAGACAUUGGAGAAUGAUUUUAAGUCUAUUCACAAGAAUGCCGGAGGUCAAGAAUUCAUUUUUGAAAUAACCUCAGUGGUUCAAGAAAAGCUAGAUGAGUUUCAAAAUAUGGCUAACAGUCAUUCUUUGGAAGAUGAUAGAUUGAUGAGGAUAAAAGAGGCAAAAGAACAAUUAGAACGGGAAGAAAUGGAAAGACAAAAGAAAGUGGAGCAAGAGAAGAUAAGUGAACAAAAGAUCAUUGACGAAAUUGUUCAAAAGGAACUAGAAAAGAGAAAAGAUGAUGAUGAUGUUUUCUUUAACCCUGGAUCACAAAUGAACUUAUUACCACCGUCUGAUUGGGUCACCUCUGGUGAAGCGGUCGUCUUUUCGAAGACUAUUAAGGCAAAAUUACCUAAUAACUCAAUGUAUAAGUUUAAAGCCGUGGUUAAUCCAACUCCAAUUAAAUUAGAUAGUGACUUAUUUUACUUUUCAAAGCAAUAUCUGGUAAAACCAUAUAUUUCUCCGGAUUCCCCAUUGGCAGAUGCCCUAAUGUCCUCGGAAAUGAUGGAAAAUUUCUAUUAUUUAUUGACAGAAAUUGAAUUAGAUAAUUCCUAUUUCAAUACUAGCAACGGUAAGAAAGAAAUUUCUAAUCUAGAGAAAACAUUGGAAUCUUUAUUAAAAGUGAAACAAGAUAAUGUCAAUCAUUUAUACGCGUAUACGGUGGAACGAAUGGGUAGAAAUAAUGCCACUUUUGUAUGGAAAAUUAAACUUUUAACCGAAUACUCUGCAUCGUAUCCAAUGAGUGAUGUACUUCAGUCCGUCGGAUAUGUGAAUUUAGCAACAGCCCGUAUAUGGAUGAUCCGUCUUUUAGAGGGAUUGGAAGCGCUACAUAAGGUGGGAAUAUUUCACAAAUGUAUUGGUUCAGAAAGCAUUUCAUUGGCCAAGGAUUCUGAUUUUGGAACUACAGUCCCUAAGUUAAUGUAUCCAAGUUUUGGGUAUGACAUACUGCAUAUGCUUUCAAGAUAUCCAAAUAAGCAUGGGAUCAAAGUAGAGGUUCCUGAAUGCGCAUGGCCACCCCCAGAAUUUAGUAAACCAAAUAAUAACAGACCAAAUCUAAUGACUGACAUUUGGCAACUUGGUGUUUUGUUUGUUCAAAUGAUUAGUGGACCUGAUACGCGUACGAAUUUUUCUUCUGUCCAAGAAUUUUUAACUUCUACCAAUAUGGAUGAGAGCUUAUAUGAUUUUCUAUCGAAAAUGCUUGAUGAUGAUCCUAAAAGGCGUCUUGGUACCCUGGAGUUGUUGCCAAUGAAAUUUUUAAGAACAAAUAUUGAUCUUAAUAUCAAUAAAUUUAUGGUUUUCCAAGAAGAGCAAACAAGAUAUGCUUCUGAUUUCGAAGAAAUCGCUGUUUUAGGUAAAGGGGCAUUCGGUCAGGUGGUUAAAGCACGUAAUACUUUGGAUAGUCGUUACUAUGCCAUUAAGAAAAUUAGACAUACAGAAGAAAAGCUGUCGACUAUUUUAAGUGAAGUGAUGCUUCUAGCCAGCUUGAACCAUCAAUAUGUGGUUCGUUAUUACGCAGCAUGGUUGGAAGAAGAUGCCAUAAGCAAUACUACCAUGGUAUCAAGCGACGAGGAAACUGAUUCUGAUAAGACAGAUCAAUCCGGAACGGAGUCGGAGUCGGAGUCAGAAUCUGAGUCUUUCAAUCAAUCACACAUCUUCAGAAGCCAGAACAUAGAUGAUAUCGAAAAUAGUAAUUGGGAUUUUAUUUCGAAUUCUGGCUAUCCAGAUAUUGUCUUCGCAAAUAGUUCAACGGAACAACUCACGACUGAUAUAACCACAAGUGAUGAAGAUGAAAUAGAAGCUUCUUCAGAUGAAUCAGAUGGAGAAUCAAAGGACAAAACGAAAAGUGAAAAAAUAUCAAGACCUACUAAGGUUAAGAAGAAGAGUACUCUAUUCAUUCAAAUGGAAUACUGUGAGAACAGAACACUAUAUGAUUUAAUUCAUACAGAAAAUCUAAGUAACCAGAGAGACGAAUAUUGGCGUCUAUUUAGACAGAUUCUUGAAGCACUAAGCUAUAUCCAUUCGCAAGGUAUUAUUCAUAGAGAUUUGAAGCCUAUGAAUAUUUUCAUAGAUGAGUCCAGGAAUGUUAAGAUUGGUGACUUCGGUCUGGCUAAAAAUGUGCAUCGGUCGCUAGAUAUAUUAAAAUUAGAUUCCCAAAGUGUGGUCGGUAGCACUGAAAAUCUGACAUCGGCUAUUGGUACAGCAUUAUAUGUUGCCACGGAGGUUUUGAAUGGGAAAGGUAACUAUAAUGAAAAAAUUGAUAUGUAUUCACUUGGAAUAAUUUUCUUCGAGAUGAUUUAUCCAUUUGGAACAGGUAUGGAACGGGUAAAUAGUUUGAAAGACUUAAGAUUAGCAUCGAUAAAAUUCCCUACAGAUUUCGAUGAAAACAAGCAACGUGUGGAGAAAAAAAUUAUAAAAUUAUUACUUGAUCAUGACCCCACAAAAAGACCAGGUGCUAGAACAUUGUUGAACAGUGGCUGGCUACCUGUUAAGCAUCAAGAUGAGGCUAUUAAAGAAGCAUUGAAAAGUUUGGCUGAUCCUUCAUCUCCUUGGCAACAGCAAGUUAGGGAAAAUCUUUUUAACCAACCUUAUAGUCUAACUAAUGAUAUCCUAUACGAUAAUGCUCCUUCUACUUCAACUCGCUUUGCCCAAAUUUUGAGAUCCCAGAUGAUGGAAGAGGUAGUUAAGAUUUUCAGAAAACAUGGUGGUAUUGAAAAUAACUCACCACCACGAAUUUUCCCAAAGGCACCAAUAUAUACUACCCAAAGUGUCUAUGAAAUUUUGGAUCGAGGUGGAACAGUGUUGCAACUUCAAUAUGACUUGACAUACCCAAUGGCCAGGUAUUUAUCCAAGAAUCCAAAUUGUGUUGCAAAGCAAUUUCGUCUUCAGUAUGUGUAUCGUCCACCUGAAAAGUCUACUUCAAGCUUAGAACCAAGGAAAUUUGGAGAAAUUGAUUUUGAUAUCAUAUCAGGUUCAUCAUCAGACUCCCAAUUUUACGAUGCUGAGAGUCUGAAAAUCAUUGAUGAAAUUUUAACUAGCUUCCCUGUUUUUGAAAAGACCAAUACCUUGUUUGUCAUGAAUCAUGCUGAUAUUCUUGAGAGUGUAUUUAAUUUUACCAAUAUUGAUAAAGCUCAAAGGCCGCUAAUAUCAAGGAUGUUAUCUCAGGUAGGUUAUGCAAAAACGUUUAAAGAGAUUAAAAAUGAACUAAAAGCUCAAUUUAAUAUUUCUUCAACUUCCCUUAAUGAUCUUGAAUUAUUCGACUUUAGGUUAGAUUUUGAAACGGCCAGGAGAAGAUUACAUAAGAUAAUGGUAGAUAGUCCCUAUCUUCGAAAUAUUGAUGCCUCCCUAUCGUAUAUCUCUAAAGUUCUGAACUUUUUGAAACCUUUGGAGGUUACAAGAAAUUUGGUUAUAUCACCACUAGGUAACUAUAAUUUUGCCUUUUACAAGGGAGGAAUAAUGUUUCAAGCAGUUUAUGACGAUGGAUCCACAGGGAGUUUGAUAGCCGCUGGUGGAAGAUACGAUAAUUUGAUCCCAUAUUUUUCAAGACCGUCAGCUAAGAAAGGAACAAGCACAAAUAGAGCCGUUGGUUUCAACCUGGCUUGGGAAACUAUAUUUAGUGUGGGACAAAGCUAUUUCAAGCUAGCCACAAAUAAUCGAGUCAAGAAAAGAAGUAAAUUCUUAAAAGAUGGCGGCCUAGAAUGGAAACCAAGUAGAUGCGAUGUCUUAAUUUCAAGUUUUUCAAACUCACUUUUAGAUACAAUUGGUGUUAGUAUACUGAAUCGUCUCUGGAAAGGUGGUAUUAAAGCUGAUUUUUUAAGGAAUUGUUAUACAGUUGAUGAUGUCGUAUCUGGUGCUCAGCACGAUGGUGUUGAUUGGAUCAUUAUCAUUAAACAACAAACAUACACCAUGUCCAGUCAUAAAAGGAAAUAUAAACCACUAAAGAUUAAAAGAUUGAGUAGUAACGUGGAUAUAGAUCUUGACAUUGAUGAUUUUAUGAUCCUGUAUCAACAAGAAUCAGGUAACCAUGAUUUGAUUAAUGAUUCACUAACACUAGGAGAUAAGCAUGAAGAGAAUAAGCCUUGGGACGAUAAAAGUAGUGCAAGUGGUAGUCAGGACGGUGAUAAUGAAGAGGGAGUUGUGGGAACGACGAAUCAAAAGGUUACUUAUAUUCCAAACAUGGCUACAAGAGCGAAGAAGGCAAGUAAGAGAGAAAAAUGGGUAUAUGAGGAUGCUGCCCGUAAUGCAUCAAAUGUCAUUAUUAAUAACUUAGCAUCAGCUCCUGUAUUUACGGUUGAUGCACUUCGAGAUGAAACGCUGGAGAUAAUAUCUAUUACGUCUUUAGCUCAGAAAGAGGAAUGGCUGAGAAAAGUUUUCGGAUCUGGUAACAAUUCCACACCCAGGAGUUUUGCAACCAACAUUUAUAACAAUUUAUCUAAGGAGGCUUCAAAAGGCACAAGGUGGGCUAUUCUACAUUGCCAUAAGACAGGAAAAAGCAGUGUAAUUGAUUUACAAAGGUAA